GCAUUUUCGAUAGGUGAUCCAUCCUGCUGACCGUACAAGUACCACGGUGACUAUGCAUCAACCGGAUAUGAAACAGCAGUUGCAUUUCUGUGCUCUCAUGCUCGUUUCUGCAUCAAAAUCCUACAAAACUUUGUCACUUGCGAGCCAGGAUAUUCGCGGAUCGCCCAUACGUCCACAAGCGUCUACAUUCCAAGUCGACCUUGUUGCGGAGAUGGACGAGUCGCAAUUUGGCCCAGCUUCGGAGUCCGUUGAUGUUGCUCGGUUCAUCGCCGAUGUUGAGGCACACGCACGGAUCUCGUCCGCUUCAACGGAAAUUCGGCGGACGUGGGACGCGCUCCCAGCAGAAACGCGCGCGUCGGUCGAGGUAGAGUGCGAGUACGUCCCCGUGCCAGUUCCGAGAGAUCUGCAAUGGUUCCUAAUGCCUUCCCGCGUAGCUCAGUUUAACAGCGCUCCAGUCGAACCUCAACGCUACCAUCUCGUCACCUCGUCUGUAUGGGCAUAUCCUCAAGACGCACCGCGCAUCGAUUGCAGCUGUCUACCAGGCGGCGGAUGUAUCGGCGGGGAAGAGCAAGUCCAGUCGAGCGCGACCUGUGCUUUCAGAUCCAGAGUUGGACGAGCCGGAAGUGAUCAAACUCAGGAAGGAGCUGGACUCUGUGAAACUCAAAGCCUGGAUCACGACCGUUGAUGCUGCCCUGUUCACUCGUCAUGGUAAACUGUCCGAUCGGAAUGCUCUUUCGGAAAUAAAAUAUUUAGGUUCAGCAGGGGAUCACACGCAAUCGACUUCAGCGACACUGGCUUCGGAAUCUCUUGCGCUCCUUGUCUUCUCAGUUCAC
Molecule: messenger RNA, 833 nt
Organism: Punctularia strigosozonata HHB-11173 SS5
Lineage: Eukaryota; Fungi; Basidiomycota; Agaricomycetes; Corticiales; Punctulariaceae
Exons: 4
Coding region: 53-685 (210 amino acids)
Source: RefSeq, a predicted model, not a curated record